GUCAGUCAAACUUCAGGUUUGUCGGUGACCUUUCCCGGCUGUGCCGCUGGAAGGAUGUAGGAUGCGUAGAACGACUGCUGGGUGUCAGGCAGCUCAUCCAUCACGUCCACCAACGCUGCUAGAGAGAGCCGGAGCAGCGCGGAAGAAGAAGAGGAGGAGAAGGAGGAAGAGAGGGGUGUACCUGACACCCCCAGCCGCACAUCGCGCGUCCUUUCCCGCAGACACGCUCCGGGCUUGUCCCCCUGCAGUAGUUACACCUUGUUGAUUGAACGGCCGAACAGCACCUAAAGGAGUGCCUUUUAGGAACUCGUGAAGACGUUUUAUAUUCUCACGGAUUCCAUCGGACUACACAUGAGAUAAUGUUUGUUCUGGUGCUUUCUCUCCUGGUGGCCAUGACCGGAGCAGCGGGCCCGGCAACGGACAAGAGUUGCUCCGACCUGCGCCAGUUCUAUACCGGGAAGGGCUUCACGCUGGCCGGCGUUCCUCAGACAGAGACCUCUGGUGAACACCUGAGGACGUGUCCACAAGGUCCGACUUGUUGCACCGACACCAUGGAGGAAAACAUGGAGGGUCUUAGUGCACGAGAGACAGAAGCACUGAUCAGGGAGGCCGGCAGAUCGUUGCAGGCAUCCUUCAACACUCUGUAUAGAAGCUUUGACACGUAUUUUACGGAACUUCACAGCCGCUCGGAACGCUCUCUUCAGGAGGCCCUCUCUCCCCUUGGCCCCCUAUACUCUCAGAAUACAAGACUCUAUGGGGAUUUGUACUCUGACUUGAGGCAGUACUACCGGGGAUCUGCUCUCAACUUGGAUGAGACGUUGACCGAAUUUUGGUCACACCUUCUGGAGCGCACCUUCAAAAGCUCCACCCCCAGAGAUGUCACCCUGUCAGAAGACUACCUUGAGUGUGUUGCUAAGCAACAUGAGACUCUGCGGCCAUUUGGAGAUGUCCCACGGGACAUGAAAGCAAAGCUUAUACAGGCUUUUGUCACAGCCAGGUCAUUUGUGCAGGGGCUGAUCAUCAGUGGGGAGGUCGUCAGAAAGGUCUCACAGGUUUCUCUGAGUCCAGAAUGUGUGAAGGCCUUGAUGAAGCUGGUUUACUGUCCCCAUUGCCGCGGCCUUGCCUCUGUCAAACCAUGUGCCAACUACUGCUCCAACGUCAUGAAGGGCUGCCUGGCUAACCAAGCUGAUCUGCAUCCUGAAUGGCAAAAUCUUAUUGAUACCAUGAUCCGGGUGGCGUCCAGUUUCAGCACAGAGCCCAGCCUCGAUGUGGUUCUCUCUGCCGUUCCUGCUCAAAUCUUUGAAGCUGUCCACAUACUACAGGAAAACUUUGACACCUACACAGCCAAAGUGUACCAAACAUGUGGAACUCCAGGCGAACCCGGCACAGGGAGUCCUCCGCUUCACCAGCCAAAGAAAAAGAAGAGCGGCUCUCUGACCGCCUCAGAAUACAAACCCUCUCCCACUGCAGGUCUCAGACUGGAGAUGCAGGUGUCAGAUCUCUCCAGUAAAUUAAGGGAGAUGAGGCAGUACUGGCUGCAACUUCCUGCAGCACUUUGCAGUAAAUUGGCAGCAGGCGGCGCCAAUCAAGACAAAUGCUGGAAUGGAAUGACCAAGGCCAGGUACCUUCCUGAAGUGAUGGGUGAUGGCUUAGCCAGCCAGAUCAACAAUCCAGAGGUGGAACUUGACAUCACCAAGCCAGAUAUGACAAUCCGUCAACAGAUCAUGCAACUCAAAAUUAUGAGCAACAGACUAAAAAAUGCUUUGGAAGGCAACGAUGUGGAUUUCCAGGAUGCAAGUGAUGACAUCAGCGGCUCAGGAAGUGGUAUGUGCCUCAGUGGCCAGUGUCCUCGGAGCAGACCAGGCCUGUACGCCUACCCCCCUGACGACAACCAAGUCACUGGUGCAGCCGGGUGCCAAAGCCUCCUGUGCAACCGCCUACCGCUGCUACCGCUGGCUGUCCUGCUCCUUUGCCGAUGACGCGCUAUCUACCGCACCGUCUGCCUGACCCUGAAGUCCAGAGAAUGACUGGACCGUGGGAUGGAUGAAUUGUGUUCAGUGGAAUGAAGAUGGAAUCCCCGAAAAAGCAAAAACUGGUUCCUGAUUUUUCCCUGUUUGACUAUAGUUUGAUGGCCUCCUUUUUGUUGAGCUGCUUUCCAGGAAUUUCCCGGAAGCGACUCAUGAGGAGAACAAGACAAAACAGAGACAGGGAAGACAGACAGCUGAGGUUGAAGAAUGGAAUGUGGGUGAUGACUUAUUGACUUCUUACAAGGUCCACUGUGCUCCUGUCAGUAGUGACUGAGCUCAAUGCUGAGUUGGCCCUUUACUGUAUGUGAUGCGUCCAUCAAGGCUUUUUCAUUUCAAUGUAUUUUUUAAAAAUCUGGUGUCAAGGGUGUGUACCUGAACAAAAUUGUGUAAGAUGUAAAUGUGUGUGUGUCUUACCGCCACUGUAUAGUGUGUUUGCAUACAUUGACUAUAUCAGACUGGCAACAUAAUGAGCCAUUGAUGUACAUAUAGUUUUCAUCACAUUACCUCCCCACAUAACCUGUGACGUAACUGUCGAAAUUUUGUGGCUGAACAACAGGUAUAGGACUUAUUUGUAUUGCUGCCGAAAAAUAAUCACUCUCCGUAAAUGUAUGCCAUGUGUGGACGGCGAUAUUACAGUUCAUCUAAGGAUUUCGGCUUUUAACACACUUAUAAACAAAGCGCAGACUACCGUCUUUGAAUCCAUGAGUUUUAUCUUAUUAUGAUGGCAUGCCAAACUUUAGAUGAUUUCUCUUCUGAUUGACCCACUGAGAGCGUAUCACGACACGCUCAACAUAAACUCAAAGGGAUUAAUUUGUGUAUGACCUCUUAGAAGCAACACAUGAGGGAAAACCAAAGCAUUUUUUACUUUUUUCAACAACUCUUAACAAAAUAUGAUACCCUUUUGUGAAGAUUUGUCACAGCAAAUACACCUAAUCAGAGCCUCCCAGUUUCAUAAAUCAGUUCAAAUUAUCAUUUGGAUAUACACAAUAUUGCCAAAAGUAUUUGGCCACCUGCCUUGACUCACAUGUGAACUUGAAGUGCCAUCCCAUUCCUAACCCAUAGGGUUCAAUAUGAUGUCGGUCCACCUUUUGCAGCUAUUACAGCUCUAACUCUUCUGGGAAGGCUGUCCACAAGGUUGCGGAGUGUGUUUAUAGGAAUUGUCGACCAUUCUUCCAAAAGCGCAUUGGUGAGGUCACACACUGAUGUUGGUCGAGAAGGCCUGGCUCUUACCCAAAUGUGUUCUAUCGGGUUCAGGUCAGGACUCUGUGCAGGCAAGUCAAGUUCAUCCACACCAGACUUUGUCAUCCAUGUCUUUAUGCACCUUGCUUUGUGCACAGUCGUGUUGGAAGAGGAAGGGGCCCGCUCCAAACUGUUCCCAUAAGGUUGGGAGCAUGGAGUAGUCCAAAAUGUUUUGAUACCCUGGAGCAUUCAAAGUUAAAGUUGGAACUAAAGGGCCAAGCCCAACUCCUGAAAAACAACCCCACACCAUAAUUCCUCCCCCACCAAAUUUCACACUCGGCACAAUGCAGUCCGAAAUGUACCGUUCUCUUGGCAACCUCCAAACCCAGACUCGUCCAUCCGAUUGCCAGAUGGAAAAGUGUGAUUCAUCACUUCAGAGAACAAAUACUUUUGGCAAUAUAGUCUAUUUUUGCCAUGCAAGCAACAAUUGACAAAGUAUAAGUUCUGCUGUACAGGAUCAAGUAAAAACAAACCAAUAAGAGCAUGCAAACUCCACUUAAAGAAGCCUCAGCCUAGAUUUGAACCCAGGACCUGCUGGGUGUUAUGCAGACUUGCUAACCAUGUGCUUCUAUAGUCCCCCUAUGGUUUUUAUUACGACAAUACAAUGGUAUCUCAAUUUAAGUGUUUUGAGUAAGAAGUAUGCUUAAGUUGCAAGCAAAAAGUUUGAGUUACAAGCAUCCCCUGCAUUAAUUAGUCCACAGUGCUGAGAAGAAGUGGAAGACAUUUAUUGAAUUACAUAAACAAAUAAUUAAAAACAUGACCAAGUUUGAAGCCAAUUUGCUGGUCUGCACAAUGCUGAAGCAGGAAUGAGUCCAACGCCAGCCAUGAAUGGUAAAAUUAUAUCUAAAUGGCAUAUAUUUAACCAUAAGAUAUGUAAAAACUGCUGAUGGUGUGUUUGACGGAGAAGACGUUGGAAGGAAAUACCGUAGAAGUCCACUCUUCAAGGUAAAUGCUGCAUAUUACAUUACUUUAGAAAACUACUGUAGUUGUUUGUAGUACAUUCAACUGUAUUGUUCUUAAACAAUAUUUCUUAUGUAAAAUUUGUUACAAGGUAAACAAAAGUGUGCUGUUUUGGGACGGCCAAUCACCAAUCAAAUUGAUUUAAAUCAUUUUAAAUGGGAGAUGCUGAUUUGAGAUAUACUGUAAGUGUUUUCAGUUAAGCGCUCUGUCACAGAACCAAUUAAACUCAUAAGUUAAGGUACACAGAAAAUAGAACUGUAAACAAAAAUAGCUGGACUUCUUCAUUCUGCAGAAGGUUGACUUUUUAAAGGCACAUAAUACAGUAUCACCUGUACUUGGCUUGCCUUUAUUUGGAUCUGUAACAGUCAAUACUGCAGAUUCCCCCAUCCAUCAUACACAUAAAGUUAAAGUGACUUGUGUAUGCAAUUGUUAUUUUAUUGUUUUUCUGUGUUCUAAAUGACAAACCCUACACAUUAAAC
Molecule: messenger RNA, 4705 nt
Organism: Nerophis lumbriciformis (worm pipefish)
Lineage: Eukaryota; Metazoa; Chordata; Actinopteri; Syngnathiformes; Syngnathidae
Source: RefSeq, a predicted model, not a curated record